AUGGCUCAGUGGUGCGAUGUGGAGGAGGCGCUGGGCCCGGAGGAGGCCGUCAACUUGCGAAGAGAGACUGAGGCGGAGCUAUCUGAUCCGGACUUUCUCAAGCAGGUGGCCCUUGCUAUGGGGCAAAGCCCCCGGAGCCGCUUCGACGGGGAAGCCUUCUUUGUGCUCGGCCCAUCCGCAGCUGGUAAGUCGACGGCGCUGGCUGAAAAACGACUGCAGGUUCCUCCGGGGGCUAUGACUUUGGACGGCUCCAUCAUCCGAGAGACGAGCGCGGUCUGGAAGAAGGUUCGGAAGCUGGCUCUUGCCCGGGGCUUAGCUGGGUUCUCUGAUUACUUCGACACUUUCUUCAAACCUUCCAUGGACAAGUUGAAGAAGAAGAUCUUGGAAGAUGCCAUGAGGAGGUCAGCCAACCUCAUCAUACCGGACACAGGCUCAAACUUUGCAGCCACAAAGGCUACGAUACAGAGGCUGCGUGAUGGAGGCUAUCGCCUAAAGUUUGCUGCGGUGUUUGGCGAUUCGGAAGUGCUUCUGAGUCGCGGCCGCGCUCGCGCAUCCGAAGACGGCAAGCAGUUCACUGGGAAAAACUGGCAGAAGUCGGUGGAAGCCAUCCUCGCCUUGCAGGAGUAUCUCCAGAGCAGUGGGCUGAUAGAUGCCUGUGGCUCGAUCCUCGUUCUGGACAACUCAAGUAGCGAGAUGCGCGUCAUGAGUCUCCAGGAAUUGGAAAGACGCUGGUGCCAGCCCAGGUCGUCACCAAGAAGGUGGCCAUCCUGUUGCCAGGGCCUGUGGCAGCUCUUGAGCUGA
Molecule: messenger RNA, 801 nt
Organism: Symbiodinium sp. CCMP2592
Lineage: Eukaryota; Dinophyceae; Suessiales; Symbiodiniaceae
Source: the annotation of a GenBank genome assembly